Opisthocomus hoazin is the source of this 3612-nucleotide messenger RNA. The record is from RefSeq and is a predicted model, not a curated record. NCBI's taxonomy places the organism in Eukaryota, Metazoa, Chordata, Aves, Opisthocomiformes, Opisthocomidae.
AGGCUAAAGCCUAAACUUCUGACAUGGCCACAGCCUCACCAAGAUCUGAUACAAGUAACAACCAUAAUGGAAGAUUACAGAUGCAAGUAACAGUUUCUAGUGCCAAACUGAAACGGAAAAAGAAUUGGUUUGGAACAACUUUCUACACUGAAUUAACUGCAGAUGGAGAAAUUAAGAAAACGGCAAAAUCAAGUAGUUCUUCAAAUCCAAAAUGGGAUGAGCAGCUGACAGUGAACGUGACUCCACAGACUACGCUGGAAUUUAGAGUGUGGAGCCAUCACACUUUAAAAGCAGAUGCUUUAUUAGGAAGAGCCACUGUAGACUUGAGACAAGCUUUGGAAAUACACAAUAGAAAAUUGGAGAAGGUGAAAGAACAGUUGAAACUCUCUUUAGAAAACAAGAGUGGCAUGGUGCAAACAGGUGAACUGACAGUUGUGCUAGAUGGUUUGGUUGUUGAACAAGAGUCUCUUACAAAUCUCAGUUCAUCAGCAACCAUAGAAGUUCAGCAAAAUGGCGAGGCUGUGCAUGAAAGCAGAGAUGCUUCAGCAAGAAGUACAUCCAGAUCUGCUUGUGACAUUUCUAAUGGGAUAGACAAUCAAGUACCUUCCAACUCUGUAGUACAGAAUACAUUCUGUAUAGAAGCUGUUAAUGGAGACAGCGCACCAUCUCCUACUCAUGUUGCAGCCAGACCCAAAAAUACACCAGUACCAAAACCACUUGCAACUCCGCCUGUCAGCAGCACUGUUAAUGGCGAGUCAUCUGCCUCUGCAGCAGAAGCCGGUAAUUCUUCUGUCUCUGAGGCUCCGGUAGGUUCAGUCGAAGCUCCUGUGUCUUCAGAUUGCACUAACACUACAGCAGAACCUCAGUCAGCAACUGAAGCAACUAGUUGUUCUGAAAUCCACACUUCUGCAUUACCUGCUGUGUCUGCUGGACUAGAACCUACAGCUGCAACAGACUGUGCUCAACCUAAUGCUAGAAACAGUAUAGGAGCAGAUGCAGCAAAACCAAGGGAGUCCUCCUCCACCUCAAGUGCAUCUGCAGAACCUGUAAGACAGCAGCCUGGUAAUGCCAGUACAGAACCUUUGCCACCAGGGUGGGAGCAAAGAAAGGAUCCUCAUGGUAGAACCUAUUAUGUUGAUCACAACACACGAACCACAACAUGGGAAAGACCCCAGCCCUUACCUCCAGGCUGGGAAAGGAGAGUUGAUGAUCGUGGGAGAGUUUACUAUGUGGACCACAACACCAGAACAACAACGUGGCAACGACCAACAAUGGAAUCGGUCAGAAACUUUGAGCAGUGGCAGUCUCAACGGAAUCAACUGCAGGGAGCUAUGCAACAAUUUAACCAGCGAUACCUCUAUUCGGCCUCGAUGUUAUCAGCAGAAAAUGAUCCACUUGGGCCUUUACCACCAGGUUGGGAAAGGAGAGUGGAUUCAAAUGAUAGGGUGUAUUUUGUAAAUCAUAACACAAAGACAACACAGUGGGAAGACCCUCGAACUCAAGGUUUACAAAAUGAGGACCCUCUUCCAGAGGGCUGGGAAAUCAGAUAUACCAGAGAAGGUGUCAGAUACUUUGUUGACCAUAAUACAAGAACCACCACCUUCAAUGAUCCUCGUACUGGGAAGUCGUCUGUAAAUAAAGGGCCACAGAUUGCUUAUGAGCGUAGCUUUAGGUGGAAACUUGCUCAUUUCCGUUACUUGUGUCAGUCUAAUGCACUGCCAAGUCAUGUGAAAAUCAAUGUAUCCAGACAAACUUUGUUUGAGGAUUCCUUCCAGCAAAUUAUGGCGUUAAAACCCUAUGAUUUGAGGAGAAGAUUAUAUGUUAUAUUCAGAGGAGAAGAAGGAUUGGAUUAUGGUGGCUUGGCAAGAGAAUGGUUUUUCUUGCUUUCCCAUGAAGUACUGAACCCUAUGUACUGCCUAUUUGAAUAUGCUGGCAAGAGCAACUAUUGCCUGCAGAUAAAUCCAGCAUCAACAAUCAAUCCUGACCAUCUUUCAUAUUUCUGUUUCAUUGGGCGCUUUAUUGCCAUGGCAUUGUUUCAUGGGAAAUUUAUUGAUACUGGUUUUUCUCUGCCUUUCUACAAACGAAUGCUGAGCAAAAAGCUUACCAUUAAGGACCUAGAAUCUAUUGAUACUGAAUUUUACAACUCCCUAAUUUGGAUAAGGGAUAACAACAUCGAAGAGUGUAACUUGGAAAUGUACUUUUGUGUGGAUAUGGAGCUCUUAGGAAAAGUAACCUCACAUGAGCUGAAAUCAGGAGGUUCAAAUAUCUUGGUAACUGAGGAGAACAAAGAAGAAUAUAUUGGGCUAAUGGCCGAGUGGCGAUUUUCUCGGGGAGUUAGAGAACAAACCAAAGCUUUUCUUGAUGGUUUUAAUGAAGUUGUUCCACUACAGUGGCUACACUAUUUUGAUGAAAAGGAGCUAGAGGUUAUGCUCUGUGGUAUGCAAGAAGUUGAUUUAGCAGACUGGCAGAGGAACACUGUUUAUCGUCAUUAUACCAGGAAUAGCAAGCAGAUCAUAUGGUUCUGGCAGUUUGUAAAAGAAACAGACAAUGAGGUUCGCAUGCGACUUCUGCAGUUUGUCACUGGCACUUGCAGAUUACCACUAGGUGGAUUUGCUGAACUUAUGGGAAGUAAUGGUCCUCAGAAAUUCUGCAUUGAAAAAGUUGGUAAGGAAACGUGGUUACCAAGAAGUCACACUUGUUUUAAUCGUUUGGAUUUGCCACCGUAUAAAAGCUAUGAACAACUAAAAGAGAAGCUGCUCUUUGCCAUUGAAGAAACAGAGGGAUUUGGUCAAGAGUAGAAGUGGCUUCUAGUCAAAAAGGAGAUCUUGCGUAAUGAAAGGCCCAGCCAACUAAAAUUGCACACUUAAUUGUAUAUAAGCUUUUUGUUCUGUACAGUGAUCUUUCUGGAACUCUAAAUUGUUCUCCGUUCUUCCACAAAGAUAUGCAAAACAGUUCAGCCUUUUCUACUUUUAUUUAUUGCCCUUCCAAAAGACCAGAAAAAAACCCUCAUAAAUUUUGAAAGCAGACAAGAGACUUAUUUAAAAUAUAUAUAAAAAAUAUAAAUAUAUAUACUAAUAGGCUCUAGUUUUUUAGAGCUUUAAGUGUAUGAAAAGUUGCAGCCAUUUAAAAGGGCCUGGAUUUGCUUUAUCUUGGCUUUAUUAUUCAGAAAAAUGUUUAAACUGCUCUGUGUUCUUUCUUAAGAAACAUCUCCAAGUUUGUUUUAUUGCAUGGCUGUUCUAAAAGGUGUUAAAGGCUUAGGCCAAACGUAUCCUAAAUAUGUAGAAAGAUGCUGCUGGUAUUUGAGACAACAGAAUACGUUGUUCUGUCAGUUUAAUUUUUUUAAAUACGUAAAUAGCUGAUAUAUCCCUCUCUACUGAUGUAGCCAAGGUCAUGCAUAAAGCCUUUACUACUUGCACAAGAGUCAUGUACAAUAAGAUGAAUGUGAUUUAAUGUUGAAAGAAAUUGGUGCCACUGUUCUGACUUAUUGUAGGAGCUGAACAGAAUAUUUUAAUUCAUUUGAGCAGCAUUGAAAUUUGUUUACAUAUUACCUUGGGUUAUUACCACGAGGAUGUUAGGUAAUCUGAAAAGAAAAAAUAAUAAAAGACAAACUAU